This is a messenger RNA of Phaethon lepturus (White-tailed tropicbird), 1341 nucleotides long. It is a transcript of the gene GTPBP6, whose product is annotated as GTP binding protein 6 (putative). The annotation marks the transcript as partial. Gene Ontology annotation, cellular component: cytoplasm. NCBI's taxonomy places the organism in Eukaryota, Metazoa, Chordata, Aves, Phaethontiformes, Phaethontidae. Gene Ontology annotation, molecular function: ribosome binding; GTP binding. The record is from RefSeq and is a predicted model, not a curated record. The transcript is spliced from 9 exons.
CUGAAUUACAGAUUGCUGAAGCCAUUGCUCUUGUAGACACCCUUCAGAACUGGACAGUUUUAGAUAAAAUAAUUAUUCCUACAAAAAAUCCUGACAAGAAGUUUAUUUUUGGCAAAGGAAACUUUCAGGUUUUGACAGAAAAGAUUAAAAAAUUGCCCCAUGUGACAGCUGUCUUCUUGAAUGUGGAAAGAAUAUCUUCACUAACAAAGAAAGAACUAGAAGAUGCCUGGGGCGUGAAAGUCUUUGACAGAUACACAGUUGUACUUCACAUUUUUCGUUGUAAUGCCCGGACCAAAGAAGCAAAACUUCAGAUAGCAUUGGCUGAAAUUCCACUUCUCAGGUCAAAUCUGAAAAAUGAGGUGUCUUGGCUAGAUCAGCAGAGAGGCGGAUCAAGGUACAUCAUGGGCUCAGGUGAAACAUUCAUGGAGACACAGCAUCGUAUCUUGAAAGAAAAAGAACUUAAAAUUAGGAGUGCCCUGGAGAAACUAAGAAAAAAAAGGUCUUUACUUAGAACUCAGCGCAGAAAACGCGAGUUUCCGAUUAUCUCAGUAAUGGGCUAUACUAACUGUGGAAAGACUACCUUGAUCAAAGCCUUGAGUGGGGAAGCAGGUCUUCAACCCAGAGAUCAGCUGUUUGCCACUCUUGAUAUUACAGCGCAUGCUGGCUAUCUGCCCUCACAUAUGGCAGUUAUUUAUGUUGACACUAUUGGGUUUCUGACUGAUCUUCCACAUAGUCUGGUUGAGUCCUUUUCAGCUACAUUAGAAGAAGUGGCUUACUCGGAUCUGAUAGUUCAUGUGAGGGAUGUUACUCAUCCAGAAACAAUCCUCCAGAAAGCAACAGUUCUGUCAGUUCUGAAGAAUCUUAAUCUUCCCAGCCAUUUAUUGGACUCGAUGGUAGAAGUUCAUAACAAAGUGGAUUUGAUAGAAAGAUAUAAACCCACUGAAGAAAAUGCUUUAGCCAUUUCUGCUCUACAUGGACAUGGUUUAGAAGAGUUGAAGGAAGAAAUAGAGAAAAAAAUUUUGACAGCAACAGGGAAGAAGAUUCUGACAGUUAAUGUCAACUUAGAGGGACCUCAGCUAAGUUGGCUCUAUAAAGAAGCAACAGUUCAGGAAGUAGAAGUCAUGCCUGAGGACAGCACAGCCAGGGUGAAGGUGAUCAUCGGCGAUGCUGCUUUUGGCAGAUACAAAAACCUCUUUCCUAACAGUAAGAUUUUUAUGCCAUGAAACCGCAUCUUUUUCUAGGAAAAGAAACUGAUCUCAUUAAGAGGAUGUGAAAUGAAGUUAAUGACCUAUUAGCCUGGGUGUUGAAGAGUUAUGUUUUUGGCACAUUUUAGAAAUGGAC